CAGUCGACUAAGCCUUGCCAUAAACUGAAUUUAUAUCUGUAUGUCGUCACAGCCAAAACAGACUUCGUUUUAGCAAUAAAACAGCAGCUGUUCCACAUGAAGUCGACUCGUGUGGAAAAAGUUUUUCAGACUUUCAUCAGCUUCGGACAACUUCAAGUUGUCGCAUUCACUGGUUCGCCGUCCGUCGACGAGGUCGCAACUGGAGUCUCGGUCGCGUGAUUGCGAAUUAUUGAGAACCACACUAAUAUAAAAGCAGUGAAAAUGCCAAUAAAUUGUGCAUUUUAUUUAUCGCGUGGCGCUGAAAUCUAUUACACUGGCGAGCAAAUUUCGGGUUCACUCACUGUGACAGUUGACGGCAAAAAACAUUUUCAAUUAGACGCCGUAAGUAUAACUCUCCACGGAGUCUCAUCGGUUCACUGGCGGGAAUCACUACAUGGUCCUCCGGAAAUCGAACAUAAUGACAGUACCGGAAUCUUGGAGAAUGCCAAAGUGGACUACAAGGGCACCAAGGUUCACAUUAGUCAAACAAAGAAGUUGACUAGUGGACUACGCCUACAACCUGGCAUUUUUCAAUUGGGUGACUUUAAGUUCCAGCUCCCUGAAAACUUGCCAGCUACUUGCAGUCUUCCCUUUGGCAAAGUGGAGUAUAUGCUAAAGGCUGUUUUUGAAAGGAGGGGAAAACAUAACAAAUGCUUUCAGCAGCGACUGGUGAUAAGAAAUAGUCUGGAGUUUAAUGAUCUUAAGCCCCAAAUUGCGGAGACCUCCAAUAUAAGUCUUUCACUGUCACGAAGUGUGUUUGUUCCCGGUCAAAAUGUAAGCUAUGAAACAAAUUCCAAGGAUGGAUCUUCCAAACUCUUAACCCGAUUGUGUAAAAAAAUCAGUUACACAUGUCAGAAACCCAGUGCAAAGACCAAAACCGUUGUACAAGUUUUAUCUGAGUCUUUAGACCUGAUAAAUCAGCUUCGCCUGCCCCUGACAGCCCCCAUUAUGAGCCAUCCAGAUCUGUUGGAGCCUAUACAAAUCAGCUAUUAUAUUGAGACACUUAACUACUUGGACCCUCCCCUAAGACUGCCUAUAUUUGUGGUUACUGCAGCACCACUCAUGUACUCCCCCAUGGAAUCUUCGCGACUUUGCUUUGUUAAUAUGGCCCUGAGUCAAAGCGAUCUAAUGAAGCCAAUUAAUCAGGAUCUGACCCACAACUGUUCCCUGGAAAUUGGCUCAUUGGCGCUGACCAAACAUUGUGAACGUAUCAAGUUGCUAAAAGGCCCGAGGAGAAAAAAGUCGUACGUGCAAUUAGCAUUACGAUACUUUUAUAAGAAAGUUGGACCCUGACACGUGCCGAGAUUGGAAUUUCAGUGUCAAGCUAUUGAUACUUUUAUAGUUCGAUGGAAAUAAACAUGAAAAAUGCGGUAAAGGAAACUUAAUAAACUGUGUUCAAAAGUGGCACAAUUAACUGCACAGAAACAAAUAAUGUUUAUUUUAAAAAUAACGAAUCAAAUGUUCUUUAUACUUGUAACUCUUUUGGUUC
Molecule: messenger RNA, 1528 nt
Organism: Drosophila elegans
Lineage: Eukaryota; Metazoa; Arthropoda; Insecta; Diptera; Drosophilidae
Product: arrestin domain-containing protein 1
Exons: 3
Coding region: 262-1332 (356 amino acids)
Biological process (GO): protein transport
Cellular component (GO): cytoplasm
Source: RefSeq, a predicted model, not a curated record